CUGAAGCUUAUCGAAAUUAGUCGUCAGAUAUCGUCACCAACUUUCAUUGUGCUAAGAAUUUUACAAAAUUUCGGAAAUUUCAAUAUAAAAAUUAUAUUUGAUACUCGAAGAAAAGUGUAAAAUUUCUAAAAGAAGAAACUUUCAAUAUAAAUUCACUGUGCUUUAAAGUUGCCUUUGAAUUGUAUGUUCAACAAAAGAAAAAUAAUCGACUUUCCAAGUCAGUCAAAUUGUGCAAAUAAAGUAAUCUGAAGAAAGGAAAACGAAAAGGUUGAGAACGACGAAUUAAAAAGUAUUGGUUGUGUACUGUUUUCGUUUCGUGACUUUAAGCAUAUAAUACAUCAUAUUCAAGACGGCACAACUAUUACUAAGCUAUUAUUAACAAAAAAUGGCAUGUGCAACACUCAAACGUACUUUAGACUGGGAAGCGUUAAAUCAACGGCCUUCGAAACGCAGACGUUGCAAUCCGCUCGGGCAUUCAUCAGGAAAUGGAUCAUCACCAUUGCGCUCAUCUGCAGCUGCCAUCACUUCCUACGAAAACAUUCAUAGUCCCAGCGGUAGCCGCAUUUCUAAGGAACCACAGCCCAAUCCAUUCACAGAGGCCAAUCUGUCAAAAAUUUCUCCAGAUAAAAUGGCUCAGGAUAUUCGAGAUGAAAUCAAACGACUGCACCGCUGUAAACGUCUUCAAUUUUCAUCGUCCACCAUAGACGGUAUGCAACAGGACUCAGAAUCUAGUGGUUCCGAAAUGGGCGCCGAAAGUCCACGUCGUCCAGACACCCCACCGAGCUUGGUGCGUAACCCGGAGAAGGCGCUUUUUACAUUUAAACAGGUGCAAUUGAUAUGCGAACGUAUGCUGAAGGAGCGAGAAGAUGAGAUACGUGAAAAAUACAAUGCUGUGCUGACUACGAAGCUCGCCGAGCAGUAUGAUGCGUUUGUAAAAUUCACUUACGAUCAGAUACAGAGGCGCUAUGAAGCCACGCCAAGCUAUCUUUCAUAAUCGGACCUCAGGCGUACUUUAUUACUAGUCGCUAAGAUUUCAUCGCAAAUAUACAUAAGUACUGUAUGUAUAUGCGCAUUUUUUUUUUGUUGAAAACUACAAUGGAAUGGAACGCCCAUCCUAACUAUUGACAAUUUGAAGAAGAGAACUGAAGCGAAAGCAUUGAAAUAUUCGUUUAAAUUAUGAAAAACGCCCGAAAUAUAAAAUGAAAUUGAUUGACUCAUAAAAUUA
Rhagoletis pomonella (apple maggot) is the source of this 1225-nucleotide messenger RNA. Its product is annotated as akirin-like. Bases 386 to 994 code for a protein of 202 amino acids. Gene Ontology annotation, molecular function: transcription coregulator activity. Gene Ontology annotation, cellular component: nucleus; chromatin. NCBI's taxonomy places the organism in Eukaryota, Metazoa, Arthropoda, Insecta, Diptera, Tephritidae. The record is from RefSeq and is a predicted model, not a curated record. The transcript has 4 exons. Gene Ontology annotation, biological process: positive regulation of innate immune response; positive regulation of transcription by RNA polymerase II.